CCCUCCCCCCUGCGGCCCCACCCACAUCCCAGAGUUCACAUGAUUGCGUCCACAAAGGAAGGGAAGUCGCUCCGGAGUAUAUAAGGAGCUGAUCUGCCUCUCUGAAUAGCAACGUGAUUGUUGGAGCUAACUAGCGCGUUUGCACAGCUGAGAGUUACACUGAACUUCAGCAUGGCUUCCACCACGGAGAGUGUUGCUGCUGCUGCUUCUGCACCAGAGGAACAAGAUCAGAAAAAUGUUGCUGGCCGUGUGGCCAACCUGCCUCUGGUCAGCUCUGCCUAUGACAUGGUCUCCUCGGCUUACGCCUCCACUAAAGAGAGCCACCCGUACGUCAAAUCGGUCUGUGAUGUGGCAGAGAAAGGUGUGAAGACCAUAGCUUCCGCUGCUGCCAGCGGGGCCCAGCCCAUCCUGAACAAGCUGGAGCCACAGAUUUCAACAGCAAAUGAGUAUGCAUGCAAGGGGCUGGACAAAUUGGAGGAGAAGCUCCCCAUUCUUCAACAGCCAACAGAUAAGAUCAUUUCAGGCACCAAAGACUUGGUGACUUCCACUGUGACAGGGGCCAAAGAUGCCAUCAGCAGUACUGUCACGGGAGCCAGGGAUGUCGUCACCAGCACAGUGACUGGGAUGGUUGAUAAAACGAAGGAGGUAGUCCAUGGGGGUGUGGAGAUGACCAGGUCAGCUGUUGCGAGUGGUGUGAACACAGUGAUGGGGUCUUCAAUGGGCCAGAUGGUGGCCAGUGGCAUGGAUACGGUGCUGGGCAAGUCAGAGGAGCUGGUGGACCACUAUCUUCCAAUGACGGAUGAAGAAUUGGCCAAACUGGCCACCUCCGUGGAGGGCUUUGAGAUGGCCACCGUGGAGCAGCAGAAACAGCAGCAAAGCUACUUUGUGCGCCUGGGGUCCCUCUCGACCAAGCUCCGCCACCGCGCCUACCAGCACUCCCUGAAGAAGCUGAGAGACUCCAAGCAGCGUACCCAAGACUCCCUUGCCCAGCUGCACCAAGUCAUUGAGCUGAUUGAACACAUCAAACAAGGCGUUGACCAGAAGAUUCAGAGCAGCCAAGAGAAGCUUCAACAGCUGUGGAAACAAAUGAGUCAGAAGCAGUCUUCAGUUACCAUUCAGACAGAUGCUUCUCCACCAGAGCAGAUCGAGUCUCAAGCCUUGGAGGUCUCUCGUGGCCUCUCCCAGCAGCUGCAAGCGGCCACCACGGCUCUGGUCUCCAACCUCCAAGGUCUCCCUGCAGGCCUCCAAGAAAAAGUGGGCCUCGUCCAUCAGAACGUCGAGGAGCUCCGGGCAGCUUUCUCUUCCGUCGGGUCCUUCAAGGACUUAUCUAGUUCCAUCUUGGCCCAGAGCAGGGAGAGGGUCACCAGGGCCCGGGAGCUGACCGAUGAGUUGAUGGACCACGUGGCCCAGAAUGUCCCCCUUUCUUGGCUAGUGGGACCUUUUGCUCCCUUUGGCAAACCAGAUGUGGAGGUGGAGGAAGUGGAGAUGAAGUAGAGGCUGCUGGUCACUUUGUGGGGGGUGGGGAGGGUCUAGGGUUUUGGUCCAAGAGCAGGUUUGGCUGAAGAAUAAGACAGAUUCACUUCCAUUUAGAAGUCUCUUGAUACAGACAACUGAGGGAAAUGGAAAGCAAAGUUCAAUAUCUUCUGUCUCUGCAAAUUGAGCCAGGCUGCAGCCUCACUAAAAGCCAACUCGGCCGCCAUCUUUAAAGCAAGCUAACAAGCCGUAGAUUUGCAGUCUCUGCCAGGGCACCCGUCAUCCCACUUCACAGCCUCAGAAUUUUUCAAAUGCAGAGGGGUUUUUUCUAGCUGCUACUCAGAUGCAGCCAGCAAGCAAUUUGCCUCAAGCUGCCAUGGCCAUUUUGAAAAGCCUUCUGGGCUGGCAGCAGCAGGGCGUUGUUGCAGGAUGAACCGUGCAGAAGUAGGGUGCUUGCUUCUUCAAACAGUUCCCAUGCAGUGAAAGGAGUGUGGCAGGGAACCCUGUGCAGAAAGGCUGCCUGUAACAUGGCUGUAUUACCAUUUACUGUGUGGGGUGCACUCCAGAGACCAACUGUGCAGAGUCCAUAGGGAAGUGGCAAUGAGUUCUUUCUCUAAGCCUUAGCUGCACAAACUCCUUUAAGGUGGCUGCUAAAACAUGGCCUCUAGAUGCUUGAUUAGAUCUUAAAUCUAGAAGAUCUUUCAGUAGUCUCCAAUCAGGCGUCUCUUUGCAACUGGCUCCUUUCCAUGACUUGCUAACUUUUUCUCUCGUAUUGCCCAUGUAUACCCCACCCCCACCUUAAUAAAUAAAUAACUUCUUGCAUUGAAACAAA
Molecule: messenger RNA, 2305 nt
Organism: Hemicordylus capensis (graceful crag lizard)
Lineage: Eukaryota; Metazoa; Chordata; Lepidosauria; Squamata; Cordylidae
Product: perilipin-3-like
Exons: 8
Coding region: 172-1494 (440 amino acids)
Biological process (GO): positive regulation of triglyceride storage; lipid storage
Cellular component (GO): lipid droplet; cytosol
Source: RefSeq, a predicted model, not a curated record